UCAUGCUUGGCCAAACCUGUAUACAUGUGCUGACGAAUGUUACAAUGGAACAAUACACUAUGGGCGUAUCCAUUCCACAUGUUUUCUUUUUCUCACGGUGAUAGCGGUUUUUUCUUUAAAGAGUACAGUAAAAGAUAUAAAUACUUGUCCCUGAACCGUUAUUCUCAGUUUGUUAACGAACUCGCAUGUGUAUAUAUUAUAUCUUCUAGUAUUGACUUAUCUACUUUAAAUUUUGUUUAAUUUCAAGCUCUUGUCACACGGGCAGAAAUAUGCAGCUGUUGCUGUUUGUAGUCACUGCAGUUUUGUCGUUCAACGUACAGAAUACAGCUGCCAAUUUUAAGCGUGUCUGCUACCUGUCAAGUUGGGCAAGAUAUCGCCCUCAACCGCAUGCGUUCAACCCUGAAAACUAUGGCGCCCAUCUGUGUACACACCUUAUAUGGGCAUUCGCUGACUUGGACGACUCAGCCACACACUUAGUAGCAGGUGACCCGGGGGAUGAUCCAAGCAUGUACCACCGUCUGCGCGCUCUGAAGGUAGACAACCCACACUUGAAAAUCCUCUUGUCUCUCGGAGGAUGGGAUAUGGGGACCAAGAAGUUCACCAAGCUCGUUUCGUCUGGGGACAAAAUGAAAGCCUUUGCCACCAACGCGAUUAAGUAUCUCCAUGACAACGGCUUCGACGGCCUUGACAUUGACUGGGAGUAUCCAGCUGGUAGAGGUAGUCCUGCUGGUGAUAAGCAACGAUUCACGGAAUUGUUGCGUGUUGUGAAACACGCUUUCCACAACGACCACACUGUCCAUGGAAGGAGACAUCUAAUGUUGACGGCUGCCGUGUCGGCAGACCCGGGCAGCAUCGACACCUAUUAUGAACCGUCCAAAAUUAGCCAAUACGUGGAUUUCCUAAACGUGAUGACGUACGACUUCCACGGCGAAUGGGAACAUAACACCGGCCACCACAGCGCCCUACAGGGGCCUGACAGUGACCAGUUAACCGUUAAAAAGUCUGCAACAGCCUGGGCACAUCAUGGCGUACCUAAGUCAAAGAUCAUGAUUGGUCUUCCCUUUUAUGGAAAAUCGUUUACUCUCAAAGACAGCAGCCACUCCGGUCUUGGGUCUGCUGUGACUGGUGCCGGAAAGGCUGGUCAGGUUACCAAAGAAGAAGGUACCCUGGCAUAUUUUGAGGUGUGCAAACUGCUACAACAAGGCGCGGUGGGACACAGGCUAGUUGACCAGCACGUGCCAUACCUCGUUGACGGCGACCGCUGGGUGGGGUACGAUGACGAGAAAAGUAUUGAAGAGAAGGUCCAGUAUGUGGUAAACGAAGGUUACGGAGGGAUUUUCGUCUGGGCCUUAGAUCUUGACGACUUCUCUGGUGUUUGUGGAAAACGGUUUCCACUGAUGAAUAAAAUUAAGGAUACAUUUGCUCACUUGAUCGGAUAAUGCGCCUUUAGUGUGCCGCAUGUCUUGUAAUGGAAUAAAAUAAUACUAAAGAA
Molecule: messenger RNA, 1492 nt
Organism: Gigantopelta aegis
Lineage: Eukaryota; Metazoa; Mollusca; Gastropoda; Neomphalida; Peltospiridae
Product: acidic mammalian chitinase-like
Exons: 8
Coding region: 270-1439 (389 amino acids)
Biological process (GO): carbohydrate metabolic process; chitin catabolic process
Cellular component (GO): extracellular region
Molecular function (GO): chitin binding; chitinase activity
Source: RefSeq, a predicted model, not a curated record